Eutrema salsugineum is the source of this 501-nucleotide messenger RNA. Its product is annotated as osteocalcin 2-like. The transcript has a single exon. Lineage: Eukaryota; Viridiplantae; Streptophyta; Magnoliopsida; Brassicales; Brassicaceae. Bases 1 to 501 code for a protein of 166 amino acids. The record is from RefSeq and is a predicted model, not a curated record.
AUGUCUCCAAGCUUAUCUCAUCCCACCAGUUCUUCCAGUUUGUCAGAUCGCACUAGCUCUUCCAGCUCGUCCGAUUCUUCGCCGAGCCAGAAUGAUCCUAAAGGAAAACGAGUGGCUUCUCCUGCCCCGGAUCCAUCUGGUUCGUCGUCCUCGUCUAGCUCCUCUUCGACAUCUGAGGAGGUUGGUCCAUCUCAGCUUAAUAACGAGAUUGGAUCGGGUCAGGUUACUGAUGACCUCGAGGAAGCGCAUAAUGUCGAAGUAGGUCGGUCUGGCGAAACACAGAGCAAUGGAGAAGUUCAGCUGGAUGGGGUUGGUCUUGACGGAGCUCAUCACGAGGUUGUCCUUGGCAUUCCUGCGAUUCGUCGCAAAAUUGUUACUCCGGCGUCGGUCGAAGCCUCCUGUUCUGAUAGUAAGACCAUCACAUUAGCGUUAAGGCAGGCUGGGCCUCAUUCGGGAAUCAAAGUUAAGAAACCAAAAUCAGCGACCAUGGGAUGCUCCUGA